AUGGCUACUAUUCAAAUCAACGGCAACACGGCCAAUCUCGCAAAUUUGCCUGAUAGCGUGCCAAAGGAUGCAGAGAGCACCAAUUUUAUCCUUAUCCAGGGUCACAGUGACUUGACCCCUGGUCAAAAGCAGAAACUGGAGGACAGUCAAGUCAAAAUCCUGGAAUAUGUCUCGCGCAACACCUACCUAUGUCGAUAUGAGCCCAAAGACCUCAGUGCCAUUCGGGCUAUGGCCGCUGUCAAGAGUGUGAUUCCAUAUUUGCCCGACCUCAAAACCACCGUGACUCUCAAGGAACUUAUAGAGAGGGACAACAAAAAGACUCGCUAUGAGGUAGACUGUAUCCUUCAUAAGAGCCCCAACGUCAACGCCAACAACCUGGCAACAUCAAUCGCACAGAAAGCCAGAGUAGAUUUACAAGAUCUUCAAAUCUCACCUUCAAUUAUCAGAGUCACCGUGCACCAAGAUGACCUCUCAGAGAUUGCGAAACUUGAUAGUAUUAGCAGAAUUGAAGAGGUGCGGCCAGUGGGGGUGCUCAACAACGAGGCGCGCGCAAUCCUCAAUGUCGAUCUCUUGACCUUGUCAAGCUCCUACGAAGGGGCUAACCAACGUAUUUGCGUUGCAGACACUGGCUUCGACCUGGGAAGGUCAAAUAGCGAGCCUGGCGUUGAAGUUCACCCAGCACUUUGUGGACGUGUUCAGCACCUAGACUCCGUCUGGACCAACGACCCCAAAGACCGGAACUUCACAUUUGAGAAGUUCAUGGACGAAGAAGGUCAUGGCACUCAUGUGUGUGCAUCCAUCUGCGGAAGCGGUAUUUACACAAUCAAGGAGCCCGAGAACGGCACAUUUACAAUCAAAGUCAGAGGAACGGCGCCUGCCGCCACUCUUAUGGUCCAGUCCUUGAUGUUAUAUAAGCCCGCAGGGAGGUACUGGAAGAUGGAGACGCCAUUGGAUCUGGCCGCGCAGCUUUUCAAAAAGCCAUAUGACCUAGGAUUCCGGAUCCAUAAUAAUUCGUGGGGUAAGAAGUGGGAUAACGAAACAGGUCAGUUGGGCUAUGAAACCCAAGCGAAUGCCAUCGACGGUUUCGUCUAUGAUCACCAAGACUUCAUUGUGUUAAUGGCAGCCGGUAAUAACGGCGAAGAAAACGAAUACAAAAGCCAGAUAGGAGCCGCUGCUGCUGCCAAGAAUUGCAUCACUGUCGGAUCGACAGGCUCAACGCGACAAAAUGAUGGGCAGAAUUUUAUCAAGGUUCAAGACGUUGGAAAUCUCGGAACACAGGUCAACGAAACUGCAGUUUUCAGUAGCCGUGGGCCAACCCUACGUAGAUCGCCGCAUGUGGACGAAGCCGACAAAACGACACCCGUAGUAGGUCGUAUCAAGCCAGAUAUUGUUGCACCAGGUGUUGCUGUCCUUUCAGCAGCCUCGAGAGCCUUGAGUGCACAAUCUCGCAAGAAGAACACAUGGAGAAUUUCGGAGGACAACGAUUGGAUUUAUGCCUCUGGUACAAGUAUGUCGACACCACUAGUUGCAGGCUGUGUCGCUUUGCUACGUGAGGCAUUACAAGAGGGAGGCAAGCAGAACCCAAGCGCAGCCCUAGUGAAAGCUUUACUUAUCAACGGCGCCGUCAAUUAUUCCGAGAGUCUGGGUCUCGGCGUCGGCUACGACUAUGAACAGGGUUUUGGACGUGUUGACAUUGACAGUUCUAUCGCUAUGAUCAGACAGUCAUCGUUCAUGGAGGGCGGUAACGCCUUUGAAGCCACCCAAUUCGACGUGCCCCCUUUGCGACAGAUCCCAACGGCAGCCAGGAGAUGGGUCAGUCCUGAGAUACCUGUUCCUUCUGGUAGAAACCGUCUGGUCGUGUCUCUCGCAUAUCCCGAUCCAGCGUCCAUCUUUGGGGAACUGCAGAAUGAUAUCAACCUGUAUGUUUUCUCAGCUGGGUCUGAGCGACACGGCAAUAUGGGCAAGAGCUCCGGGCUCGACCACACUAACAAUGUUGAGAAGAUUAUUUGGGAGAACGUCCCUGGAAAGACGUUCAAGGUUGUCGUUUCCAUAAACAACAACCUCAAACCAAAGGAUCCCGCAGCAUUCGCGGUCGCCUGGGAUAUUCGUCCUCUGGCGAGAUUGUAA
Messenger RNA from Colletotrichum paranaense, 2127 nucleotides. RefSeq lists its product as uncharacterized. Gene Ontology annotation, molecular function: serine-type endopeptidase activity. Lineage: Eukaryota; Fungi; Ascomycota; Sordariomycetes; Glomerellales; Glomerellaceae. Bases 1 to 2127 code for a protein of 708 amino acids. Gene Ontology annotation, biological process: proteolysis. The transcript has 3 exons. The record is from RefSeq and is a predicted model, not a curated record.